AUGGACAUCUCCAGUGACCAUAACGCGGAAGUCAAAAUCAUCGGCUUGGGAUUACCUACCAAAGAGGCAAGUCAUUCUGAUUGCGCUGGAGUACUUCUAUGGCGGAACAGGCGAGAGUCUGACAGAGCAGAUCGAGGUUGCGAGGAGAAUGUGGCGCAAUUCAGCAUCCCAUUCGUGCAAGUGCCUUUGAUGUCGCCGAAGAAGUAUGGGACAUUGCAUUAUUGUGCCACGGCAUUGCUAGCCAGCGUAUUAACGCUCACGGUGAUCAGCGUGGGUCGGGUGGUAGCCGUCAUGUUCCCUCUGCAUGCCCGCACUUCGCCUGACCGCGCCCAUCGGGUCAUAGCAGCCGUGUGGAUAACGUCCGCCGUGCUUGCGUGCCCUUCCCUCUUCUACCGGGAACUCUACAGCAUCGAGUGGGCCAACUUCACUUCAUGGCAGUGCGACGAAUUCUGGCCGACAGAGAAGCACUUCGAUCCAAAACUGGAACAGUGUGUGAUCACUUACGAUGCACGUAAGGUCUUCUACGUGGCCCUUACCAUCGCUCUCUAUUUCCUACCUGUGGCAGUGAUGUUCAUCAACUAUAGCUUGGUUGUGUGGAGGCUGUGGAUGUCACGACUCCCAGGGGAGCACUCAGCUCCCGCCCGUCACACAGCCACCAGAGCGAAGAAGAAAGUGGUCAAAAUGGUGUCUGUGGUUUUGAUCAUCUUCGUGCUCUGCUGGACACCUCUCCAGACCAUCAUUCUAUACGAUUUCGUCCGUGCUAAUAACAAUUCGAUAUUAAGCCACAGAUAUCCUUUAAUAUCAAAUUCACUAUGCCUUGGGAAUAACUUACUCUCAAGAGGAAUUAUGGUUGUUAAGUGUUUCGUCACCCUUCCCGUUGGGAGUGGUUUUCGGUGUCGUUGGAGAUUCUCGGCAUAUUUCGUGGCCUAUUCCAACUCGGCUUUGAACCCAAUUAUAUAUUGCGGUUUCAACGCCAAUUUCAGGCAGGGUCUCGUUUCUCUCCUGACUUGCAGACGUUCAUCCACGGGCAGAAUAUACCAUCAACGUUGGACAACUAAAUGGACCGUUGGCCAUGACAGGAUGGAUCUCCCAGGGAGCAACUGCAAGGGCAUGACCAUAGGCACCAGGGAAACGACCGUAGGGCUCUCCGGCCCAGAACCUGCUGUCCUGCUAGAAUUCAACUCCCUUCGGAACAGCAGCAGAUAUCCUCAGAGAUGCUCAGUAACUGCUCAAAGUGGCCGCAUGUUGAUGUCAGCAUCCGCAACAGAUAUCAGGAACAUCGCUUUCACAGACCUGCAUCCUGAUUACCCAUCCAAGCGAUUUGGUCGCGGCGUUUGUCGCUCCGAGAGCCAGUACGCCUCACCAGCCAUCAUCACCUCGACCGUCUUCCCUGACGACCAGCCCCACCAUCCCAACCACGAGGCUAGCGAAGGUGGGAUAUUCGACUCUCGCAGCCUCCCGCGUCAGAAUGGCAACAGGCUGAGUAGGUUCGCCUCAACCUCCUCCUUUAGCAGCGAAGGAGGCACUCCGUGCAGCUGCUGUCCGAGGAAGAAGAGGAGCCACAGGAAUUUAGGUCGCCGAGAGGACACCUACGAUCCUACCGAAGCCAAAGAGACCCUCAGCAAUGGAACCAGCGAGGAGGUGCUGUGAGCGCAAAAGUUACCUAUUCGUAUCUUUUAGUUUGGUGCUCCGAGAUUUCUCAUUACUUUCAUCCUUUUUUGACGGUUCAUACUGGCUUAUGAUGAUCAUUAUUAUACAAAAUGUAUAAGAGAACGGUAAUCUAUGGCUUUUAAAAAGACCACACUGAGACAAACAUACGAAUUCUUGAGAAAAUGUAACAUUUCACCGCCUGCUAAUCAAUAUUUAAUGUUAAGAUGGAUGUGGGAAUAUGGUACAAAUUAAUAUAAAGUUCGUACUUAUAUGAUGUGUAUAUGUCUAAGGAGCUGUGAAGAGUGUACACGGUCUAUGUAUAGUGGCAAGCAUUAUAUAUAUAUAUAU
This is a messenger RNA of Macrobrachium nipponense, 1998 nucleotides long. Its product is annotated as galanin-like G-protein coupled receptor npr-9. Gene Ontology annotation, molecular function: neuropeptide receptor activity. Gene Ontology annotation, cellular component: plasma membrane. The record is from RefSeq and is a predicted model, not a curated record. Lineage: Eukaryota; Metazoa; Arthropoda; Malacostraca; Decapoda; Palaemonidae. Gene Ontology annotation, biological process: neuropeptide signaling pathway.